Acanthosepion pharaonis is the source of this 720-nucleotide messenger RNA. The record is from the annotation of a GenBank genome assembly. Lineage: Eukaryota; Metazoa; Mollusca; Cephalopoda; Sepiida; Sepiidae.
AUGUUAGAAGACCAAACCCAAUCUUCUGAUACAACACUGACAAGAUCAUGGAAACAGCAAACAUCGCAAACCUUACCAGAAUCUUCUGCACAGGUGCAUUCACAUAAUGUAUCAAUUCCACUGGAUUAUUUUACCUGGAGAUCAGCUGUACCCUCUCAGACUGACAGUAAACACAAGUGGCUUGAAAGAGAUGCAGUUCAUGUUCAAGAGAAGACAGGUAUGUUCAAAUUCAAGACCACUUUGGAUGAAGAUAUCACAACCUUUCAAGGAGUUUUAAAUAUAAAGGAAUAUAGCAAAUAUAUCAGUGAACAGAGACAACUAAUUGCUCCUUCUUACCAGGUAAAUUCUUGGCCUCACCCUGUUCCACAUAUGCCGACAAAUGAUAAAGUCACUGAUACUCUAUUGUCAGGGUCAAGGCAGCAACUAACUUCUGAGUCUAAAUCACAAGGAUCUUCAGACAUUACAUCCCAGAUGUACACCCAGAAUAUAUCAAUUCCUCCUGAUUAUUUUACUUGGAGGUCAGCUAUAUCAUCUCAAAAUGAAGCUGAACGUGACUGGACAGAAGCUGACAAAUUUCAUGGUCAAGAGAAAACAGAUCUUUCUUCCAAGUUUUCAUCUCCCUUUGGCCAACUGAACAAAUCUAACAUUUCUCAUCCAGAGAUGAACCAUCAACAAACUCCAAAUGCAAGACCACUACCCCCAGUGCCACAUUUAAACUAG